GCUUGAUAGUCAUAUUUUUUUUAGUUCUUGCAGCUAUCGGUCCUAACGUACAUGCGUACUAGGUAGCACAAUAUAAACUCGGUUCUAUUUGGUGGUGGGUAUACAGUGUACUUUUACCGACUUGAUAAACAACGGCAGUAUGCCAAGUGCCCGGCAAGCGCUGCUUGAAGAACUCUAUAUAAAUAUAUCGCAGCAUCGCUACUAUUCUCCGUGCCUAUAACGUCACCUGUUAGUGUCAAAAUAAAGUCAACAUGCAACACGGCAAUUCAAACGUGCAUGACAGCGCUCCAACACCAAAGCCUACAAAGUAUCGUCUUGCAUGUGACAGCUGUCAACAAUCCAAGAUUAGAUGCGAUCAGGAACGACCCACAUGUCGCAGAUGCGCAAAGAAGGGCAUGAAAUGUGUUUACAGUCCGGCACGACGCGCUGGGCGCCCACGCACUCGCAAUAUCAGCAAGAACCCCUGCUCUUGCUCCAACACGUCCAAUAUACCCAUUCCAACGCAACCUAUUCCGGAUCCGGCGAUCGACGACUUGGAUUUAUCUUCAUACCAACAAUCAGACGACAACUUCAUGCAGGCGUUGCACGAUUUUACCGACUCACAAGGCGGUGAUCCUAAGGAAAGCCUGGGUUGCUACAUGUCCAUGUCUCCCGAAUAUGAGGUUGCUCCUGGGCUUCUCGAUAUAGGCAUUUGCGGUGCGCCACGAGGACAAAAUCAACAUCAGCAACGACAGGAACAUGAACAACCCAUUCCCGUACCUGUUUUCCUCGAUGAAGAGCCACUAUACUUUGGUUUCCCUUCUCUAGAAGACCAUCAAAUCUGUCAAAUAUCAGACCAACACCAAGAACACGAAUCGAUGGCGACUCUAAGCGUCGACAACGUGGACGUUGCCUGCUUGCAGACUCAGCCACAAGUUUCACAGCCUUCGGAUUACCUCCACUUCUCGACUGGAGAGUGCAAAUGCGUGUCGACCAUCCUUGAUUACCUCUCCACGCCUGCCAGCGGGCUCUCCUCUUCGUUUGCUGCCUCCGCCUUAUCUACCACCAGGAUACUGAUUACUUGCUGCUUCACCGCGAUGGGGUGCCCAAAUGGGUGCCCCACGCGCCCUUCGACUGCGCUUGCCAUCUGCGAAGCCAUUGAUCGAGCCCUCCUUUCACUCAAGUUAGGGAGCACCUCCCUUUGGUCGCUUACGAUGGUGCCUUCCUCAAGUUAUGAGAAAGAAGCACGCUCGUUAUCAUCGUCCCCGUCCUCUUUAAGCAGCACGAGUGGCGGUAGUAGCAACGAGACGUUAGUUUCAUCGCCAGAAGCCGACCCAGGGCACGAGCACGAGAUUCUACACUGUGGAUCGUUGCCAAUCCGGGGUGCCGACAAACGUGCCGUCCUUCGGGUGCUCCAGACGAAACGACUCUUGGAGAUGCAGAGAGUGCUGGAACGGCUGCGAGAAACGUUACUUUCUCUGAUAGUCCGUUGAACGAAUACAUCUGUUACAAUUCUUACGAACCCUUAAGCAAAACCCGUAUACUGAAAUCGAUUGUGUAAUGAAGAAGUUCGUAGGCGUCGGACGCAAUCAUGUGCAGGAACCACAACAAACCUGGGAAAUUGGCUCAUUCGCUGCAGUAUCAAGCGGUCGGUGACAUCCGUGCCAGUUAUAGGCUGAUAGGUCGGCCCGUUUCCUUGUAUCGGAGAAUACAACGCGGGCUUUAAAUUGAUUUUCUCGCCGCUUUUUUUUGGAGA
Molecule: messenger RNA, 1735 nt
Organism: Boeremia exigua
Lineage: Eukaryota; Fungi; Ascomycota; Dothideomycetes; Pleosporales; Didymellaceae
Exons: 4
Coding region: 252-1472 (406 amino acids)
Biological process (GO): positive regulation of transcription by RNA polymerase II
Cellular component (GO): nucleus
Molecular function (GO): DNA-binding transcription factor activity, RNA polymerase II-specific; sequence-specific DNA binding; zinc ion binding
Source: RefSeq, a predicted model, not a curated record